CUGCCUUGAGGUGUGGAAGCGUGGUGCGCCCAGACAACCAAUCAUCUUAGCACGGGUAGAUUCCCUUGGCCUCCGAACACACGUCACAACCUGGUUCAGAGGCGCACCAGAGAGCCACGAUUUGCAUCACUCCGCGACCCACCAAUCGCUAGCACCCUUGGUUGCUUCUGGCUGCACUCCGACGGCUGUUCUCGCACCUGACCUAGCCCUCCAUCUGCACGAAUGCCCUAGUCUUCCCGCACCUGCGCUCCGCAUUGACGUUCUUUUCUUCUUAUUCUGCACCCAGCUGCCACCCUGGACCGCUCUGCAGCCUACCGCGACAGCCCGUCCGAGCAAGCUUUCGAGCUCCACGAAUAUCCCAGAGAGGAGAGCAGCAACCCAGUACGGGCACCCGAGAGCAAGAGAGAGCGCAAAAGACGGGAGAAGCUCGAGCAGCUUCGGGAAGCCGACGAGAUGAAGUUCUCCCACAGCCUGCAAUUCAAUGCAGUGCCAGACUGGAGCAACCACUACGUCGCCUACAGCAACUUGAAGAAGCAGAUCUACGGCCUUGAGACACAGAUCAACCAGAAGAACAGCGCGACCGCCGACGCCGAAUCGUCACCUCUAUUGAACGGCGCCGCAGACGACCCCGAAAAAGCCUUCACCAACCUUCUCGACGCCGAACUGGAGAAAGUCACGUCUUUCUACCAGCUGAAGGAGGUCGAGAUCUACGGAGAGCUGGAUGCUCUGAUCAACGAUGAGGCAGACUAUGAGCGCGAACAAGAUGAGUUUGACCAGGAGCAGCAAAAUGUGCCGCCUGGAAAGCAGACGCGCAGCACCAGCAUCUUCAAGCAGAUUGGAUUCAACCGCCCGCGGGCCACGAGCACAGUAAGCGGUCGAUCAACCGGCGACGGCCACGACGAAGACGACGAAGACGACGACGAAGACUCCGAUGUCGACGCGAACGAGACAUCACGACUGCGACAGAGAAGCGCUGAUGGUCAGCGAAGACGUCGACGCACCACAGAUGAGAACAACAACUCAGAUGGUCUUUCUUCGAAGCGCAGGACAAGUGUGGCUUUCGACGACUACAACGACAUGGCAUUCUCUGCGCUCUACGACGAGGGCGUCUCCCUCAAGAAGCGAACUGUCAGCGUAUACGUCUCGUUAUGCGAACUACGAUCGUUCAUCCAGCUCAACAAGACUGGUUUCGAGAAGGUCCUGAAGAAGUUCGACAAGAUCCUAGAUCGCAAGCUCAAGAGCCAGUACCUGAACCAAUACGUAUACCCAGCGUACCCCUUCCAGCAGAGCACCAUGGACAGGCUCACGCAAAAGCUGGAUCAGGUCGAGCGCGCCUACUCCAAGGUUUGCACCAAGGGCGAUGUCGCAGAGGCCAAGCGCGAGCUGAGGUUACACCUGCGCGAGCACGUUGUGUGGGAGCGAAACACAGUCUGGAGGGAGAUGAUUGGCAUCGAGAGGAAAGCGCAAGCGGCGAACAUUGGUAUCACGCAGACUCUGCUCGGCCGCGACGUCAACGCAGGGCGUGUACGACGACAAGGAGAUGAGAACGAGCCAGAAAUAAAGGAGGUUAUUACACCCAUUGGAAGGUACAGAUGCCCGCAAUGGCUCAUCAGCAAGACCUUUUGGACGCUAGUCGCUUGCAUAGCAGUGUUCGUUGUCUUGCUGGUGGUGCCAAUUAUGGAGAAACCCGAGCAGCAAAAUUGCCUCGCUAUGGUGGUCUUUGUCAGUGCUCUCUGGGCGACUGAGGCUAUUCCGCUCUUCGUAACGUCACUUCUUGUACCCUUCCUCGCCGUUACCCUCGAUGUCGUGCGCAGCGAUGUUGAGCCGCACAAGAGACUUGGAUCUAAGCAAGCGGCUGCAUAUGUGUUUGCUGCUAUGUGGACCCCCGUCAUCAUGCUCCUUCUCGGUGGCUUUACUAUCGCAGCUGCGCUCUCCAAGUACAACAUCGCCAAGAUGAUGGCAACCUUCGUUCUGAGUAAGGCUGGAACGAAGCCGAGGACGGUCCUUCUGACCAACAUGUUUGUCGCCAUGUUCGCCAGUAUGUGGAUCAGUAACGUCGCCGCGCCCGUACUGUGCUUCUCGAUUAUUCAGCCCAUCCUUCGUAACCUGCCAGCGGACUCGAACAUGACCAAGGCGCUGCUUCUUGGUAUUGCUCUUGCCUCUAACAUCGGUGGCGCUGCGUCGCCCAUCGCCUCGCCUCAGAACCUGAUCGCCCUCCAGAACAUGAACCCUGAGCCAUCCUGGGGCCUCUGGUUCUUCAUCGCCCUGCCUGUGUGCAUCAUCUCCAUCCUUUUGAUCUGGGGUCUUUUGGUCCUUACAUUUCAGCCAGGCAAGGGCACGACUAUUGUUCCUAUCCGACCCAUGAAGGACAAGUUCACUGGUGUCCAAUGGUUCAUCAGCAUUGUUACUGUCGUCACUAUCGUGCUGUGGUGUGUCAGCCACCAGCUUGAAGACGUUUUUGGUGACAUGGGUGUAGUGGCUAUCAUCCCUCUCGUGCUGUUCUUCGGAACUGGCAUUCUCACCAAGGAGGACUUCAACAACUUUUUGUGGACUAUCAUCAUCCUCGCUGCUGGCGGGUUGGCCCUUGGCAAGUCUGUCAACUCUUCAGGCCUCCUCCACACCAUCGCUGAGUCCAUCACCAGCAGCGUCGAGGGAAUGAGUCUGUACGGUGUUCUCGUCGUCUUCUGUAGUCUCAUUCUUGUCAUUGCUACUUUUAUCAGCCAUACCGUCGCGGCGCUUAUUGUGCUCCCGCUCGUACAGCAGGUCGGUCAGAGUAUGCCGGAGCCGCACCCCAACCUGCUUGUCAUGGGCGCCGUUCUCAUGGCAAGCGGUGCUAUGGGUCUGCCUACCAGCGGCUUCCCCAACAUGACCGCCAUCAUGAUGGAAGAUCAGCGAACUGGACAACGCUACCUCGACGUCAAACACUUCCUCACCCGCGGUGUGCCCGCAUCUAUCAUCACCUUCAUUGUCAUCAUCACCCUUGGUUACGGUCUCAUGCUCGCUGCAGGUUUCUAAGUACGCCACUUCUCGUAUUUAUUCUGUAAAAACUCUUGCAUACUGAUUUCAU
Messenger RNA from Didymella exigua CBS 183.55, 3067 nucleotides. Its product is annotated as SPX domain-containing protein. Gene Ontology annotation, molecular function: phosphate transmembrane transporter activity. The record is from RefSeq and is a predicted model, not a curated record. Bases 454 to 3015 code for a protein of 853 amino acids. Gene Ontology annotation, cellular component: membrane. NCBI's taxonomy places the organism in Eukaryota, Fungi, Ascomycota, Dothideomycetes, Pleosporales, Didymellaceae. Gene Ontology annotation, biological process: phosphate ion transport; monoatomic anion transmembrane transport; polyphosphate metabolic process. The transcript has 5 exons.